CGGGAGCCGCAGUGCCUCGACAUCCCGCCCGACAUGCAGCUCUGCCGCGACGUGGGCUACAAGCGCAUGCGGUUGCCCAACCUGCUGGAGCACGAGACCGUGGCCGAGGCCAAGCAGCAGGCCAGCAGCUGGGUGCCCCUGCUCGCCAAGCAGUGCCACACCGACACCCAGCUCUUCCUCUGCUCCCUGUUCGCCCCCGUCUGCCUCGACCGGCCCAUCUACCCGUGCCGCUCCCUCUGCGAGGUGGUGCGCGACUCCUGCGCCCCCGUCAUGGAGUCCUACGGCUUCCCCUGGCCAAAGUUCCCCGCCGACCACGAGCUCUGCAUCGCCGUCCAGUUUGGGAACAGCAAGGCAACCCCGCCGCCAGUGUCCAAGAUCUGCACCCAGUGCGAGAUGGAGCACAAGGCGGAUGGCAUGAUGGAGCAGAUGUGCUCCAGUGACUUCGUGGUGAAGAUGCGCAUCAAGGAGAUGACAGAGGAGAACGGGGAGCGGCGGCUGGUGGCCGCCCAGAAGAAGAAGGUGCUGAAGCUUGGCCCGCUCAAGCGCAAGGACACCAAGAAGAUGGUGCUGCACAUGAGGAAUGCAGGCACCUGCCCCUGUCCCCAGCUUGACAGCCUCAGCGGCAGCUUCCUGGUGAUGGGCCGAAAGGUGGGUGGCCGCCUGCUCCUCCUCGCUGUCUACCCCUGGCAGAAGCACAACAAGGAGAUGAAGUUUGCCGUCAAGUUUAUGUUCUCCUACCCCUGCCCCCUCUACCACCCCCUGCUCUAUGGGGCUGGGCAGCACUAG
Messenger RNA from Merops nubicus (carmine bee-eater), 786 nucleotides. RefSeq names its product secreted frizzled-related protein 5-like. The record is from RefSeq and is a predicted model, not a curated record. Gene Ontology annotation, molecular function: Wnt-protein binding. NCBI's taxonomy places the organism in Eukaryota, Metazoa, Chordata, Aves, Coraciiformes, Meropidae. Gene Ontology annotation, biological process: non-canonical Wnt signaling pathway; canonical Wnt signaling pathway; negative regulation of canonical Wnt signaling pathway.